Molecule: messenger RNA, 1999 nt
Organism: Puntigrus tetrazona (Sumatra barb)
Lineage: Eukaryota; Metazoa; Chordata; Actinopteri; Cypriniformes; Cyprinidae
Product: N-formyl peptide receptor 2-like
Biological process (GO): complement receptor mediated signaling pathway; inflammatory response; positive regulation of cytosolic calcium ion concentration
Cellular component (GO): plasma membrane
Molecular function (GO): complement receptor activity; G protein-coupled receptor activity
Source: RefSeq, a predicted model, not a curated record
UUAUAGUGAUAUCCUGGGUCACCGUAGAAGAUCUUUUCCUUUGAAAGCUAAUAUUUAAAGCAGUUUUCUGCAGAAGCAGAGUUCCCUGGUUGCAUCAUCACUCCACCCCACUCUCUCUUUCAUUUAAGUAAAGGGGAAACAACCAGCAAUUGUUCAUGCAAAGACGCUGUGUGGAGCUUGAUAAUACGCCUGCAGGAAGGACAGACAAGAAAGGACUAAAAAUGGCUAACAACAGUGUGGCGCAGAUUACCAACUCGACGCAGACAGACUUAUCAGGCAUUGAAAUCUUCAAUAUUUUCAUAUACUUUGUCGUAUUUGCUGUGGGUAUUGUUGGAAAUGGGCUCGUCAUAUAUGUGACCGGCUACAAAAUGAAGACGACCGUCAACUCCAUCUGGUUUCUCAACCUGGCGAUCGCGGACUUCAUCUUCAUCUUAAUCAUCAUCUUCUACAUUGUUCGUGCCAUUAAGAAGGUUUGGCUCUUUGGUGACUUCAUGUGCAAGUUUGUCUCCUUCGUGGCGGUGCUAAACAUGUUUGCCAGCAUCUUUUUGCUCACGGCUAUCAGUCUGGACCGAUGCCUGUCCACCUGGGUGAUAGUUUGGGCUCAAAACAAACGAACUCUGGUCAAAGCCAGGAUCAUCUGUUCACUCACGUUUUUAGUGGGCUUUCUCAUCCCCUUCCUGAUCAUCGCAUCUUCGUACAUUGCUAUCGGAUUCUUGCGUAUAAAUGGGUGGACCAACGCUGCAAGCGAGUUCAAAAAAAUUGGACCGUUCGUUAACUGCGUGGCUCAUCUAAACAGCUGUCUGAACCCCAUUCUCUAUGUGUUCAUGUGCGAGGAGUUUAAGAAGAAGCUCAAACAGUCUCUGCUGCUGGUGCUGGAGACGGCUUUCGCUGAGGAACACCUGCCUUUCCGAACAUCUCGUCCUUCCACAUGUUCGCGUCUCUCAGAAUCGCAAAAUUUCAAGCAGAAUAACGAAACAAUCGUCUCGUCAGGCGGCUGCAGCCAGGACAACAAUACAUGCUGUUAGAAAAUCAGCCUCAGAGAUAUUCGUUCCUUAAGUUAGAUUGAAACGAUCAGAUAAAUCACUCAACAUCAUUGCCUUGAUGCCUGCCUGAGGUUCAGUGCCAAUUUGUGUUAAAGAUUUUUAAACGCCAUCAAACUAAAAACAGCCACUUUUCAUUGUUGACUUUCACGCGCCCCUAUUUUUCAUUGGCUGGACAAAAUGAUAACCCCGCCUCAAACUCACACCAUUGGUUGAAUAAAUUGUUGCUGCUUAGUUGUAUUGAAAGCAAUUUGCAUUGUUUAUGCUUUUUGUGGAAAACAUACAAAUGAUUUGUCUUUGUUUAUCAAAGUGUAUUUUGUAGAAAACUUUUAUUAUUUUCAAUACUUUAUGUUGACUUGUUCGACGCAACGUUUUAACCCCAUUGUAAUUCUGUCAAUUUAAUGCUAGUAUCUAUUUUGCGAUGAUAAUCUGUUUUAAACAUUCUGCCUGUAGUCUUCCUCAGUUUUUUAUAAAUACAGUUUUUAUGCUAUUUCUGUCUCACUUAUUACUAGGCAUUAAAUAGUCGCGUUAUUCUUUUUUUUAUUAAUGUACAUUUAACAUCACUGCGCUAUAAUAAUAAAAAUAAUAAUAAUAAAAAUACAGAAACACACUAACACACAAAACACAUGAUGAUCUAUCUAUCUAUCUAUAACCACAUGAUCACAUUUCAGUGACUGUAUGAACUCAGAAACCUGGACUUCGGUUCGUUGUGCACAUUUAGCAGCCCAGAGUCAUAAGCACUAUGCUAUUAACAAGUAUGACAUGUGUUUAUGUUAUAAUAUCAACAAUGCAUUGAGCAGCUGGCAGUACUGAAAUACACUUCCUCUUACGGUGAGGAGCUACUGAAGGAGGUGUUCCAGAAAGCAAGGUUCAUUUAUCAAGAUAUGCUUGUGAAUGUGUCCGGGAGUAAGUUCAUUCAACAUAGAGUUUGUUCCUGGUUAGUUAGUCUCUAUGGAAAC